UCAGUCUGUUCUGGGGGCGUGUGUUUGACCGGCUUUUCAGAUAGUCUGAAACAAUGAAUAGUCAGACGAUGUAAAGCACGCACGUUGGGCUCGUAACUUUAGGACGUUUUAGCAAAGAAAUCGUUUUUCCUUUUGCUCGCCGCUAUUCGAGUCUGUAUUUAUCAGGAACUAUCAAGUGGAUCUAUACACUUUAUGGCAACGAAGGAUUAGCAGUAAACUCAUUUUCUUCGACGAGUUUGAUAAAACGAGGUCGAGCACCGGCUAGCCCCUCCUCGCUACUCACACAAGGCGUCAUUUUAUUUGUUCACGACUAGGCUAACAAUCUGUCGCCAAAGACAAAGAAGGAAAGCAAUGGCUGCCUAUUCUGAUUAUUUUGCUGCCGAGUGUCUGGUGUCUAUAUCCAGCGGCCCCGUCCUGCAUAGACCCACCCCGGUCGUCCCCGCCACCCUGCCCGCCUCGGCGGGCCUGCUAACCCAUGAGCCAGAAGGGUCGAGCGAGGACAGGGAGGUGCGCGAGACGCUGAGACUCGAGGCCACCAACAUGAUGACGGUAGCCGGGAUCCUCACCGACCUCCACGGCAAGUUCCGCCCCAUGUCGGCCUACUCGGAGAGCAGCAACUCGUCCUGCGGGGAAAGCGGCUACACCACGUUGUCCGACUCGACCACCCCUACCAUGACACCGUCGGCCACCCCGGUCCCUGGGCCCUGGGGAGGAGCUCCCCCCCGGUCCCCGGUCAAGCGACACCAAUGCACUUUCGACGGAUGCGACCGAGUUUAUGGGAAAUCGUCCCACUUGAAAGCACACAUCCGAACCCAUACAGGGGAGCGGCCAUUCCCGUGCACCUGGCCCGACUGCGAGAAAAAGUUUGCCCGCUCAGACGAGCUGGCCCGCCACACCCGCACGCACACAGGGGAGAAGCGCUUCCUCUGCCCACUCUGCGACAAGCGAUUCAUGCGCAGCGACCACCUGAUCAAGCACGCCCGCCGUCACCCCGAUUUCAUGCCCUCCAUGUUGGGGCGAAACAAGGGGGCUGUCACCCCCUCCUCUUCCUCCCCUGCUCAAGGGCAGGGCAGUGCUUCGAGCCACACUCUCAUAUAGGCCAGUAACCAGUGCGGUGGGGGGGGGGGGGGGGGGGGGCUUCGUGGGUCACAGCAGCACAAAUGGGGGUUUAAAGAAAGUUAACCAGCUACAAUCAGAUCAAUGGCUCGGACCUAGCAUGUACACGUGCACACGAGAGUAGCACUGGCUCACCCUCACUGAAUUUAAGUGACCACUACAUGCCUACUUGACAGAAUCUCACUUUCUCAGAAGAACUAUAAAUGAAACAAAUAGUAAGACACAGAAAAAAUUGCAGGGAUUCUGAACUUUUUCUGUAUAAAGCUGCACAUCACACACAUCAGCCAAAUUAUGUCCUACAAUUUAUUUUAUUAUGACUUUUUUUCCCCUUACUGUAGUGUUCUCUACAUUUGAUUGGUAACCAUUUUGUGACGUUAGAUAGUCAGGCAAAGAAAAAAUGGAAGCUAACUAGCUUUCAUUUUCUUUUAAGCUUUGCUUAUUCCAUAGCCUACGUUUUUUUAGAAGUGUCACAUUCCAUGUUUGUUUUAACUGUAGCUGUUUCUUUUGAGUUGAAUUAUUAACUGCAACUGUAAAAGCCACGUCUUUAAAAUAUUUGUCCUGUUAAAAAGCCUUGGUUGAAGGGCAGAUCUCUUGGUCACUCUGCCGCAGGGUACUCUGUAGAACAGCCAUCGGCUCUGCCUCCUUGUAGAUCAACCUACCAUCAUGAAACGAUGACCCGUUAAAUACAUGGUGGUAUUCUGCCUAACACUGAUGCAAAUUAAUUUACGCUUUACGCUUUUUAAUGUAGAUGAACAGUAAUGCUACUUGCCGCGAGUAACAUGUGAUUUAUUGUAGUCCUUACAUUAGGGUUUGAGUGUACGCUUUAUAGGAUGGCACUGCUUGCAAGUGUGUGUUUUUGUGUGCGUGUGUAUAUGUGUCCAAAUUCACAUUUCUGUAAGCAAAAGAACUGGGCAUGCAAAAAAAAGACUUGCAUUUUAUAUAAAACAAAGCUGGCACACUGGCAUCCCCCCCCCCUGGCAUCGUGGAUGUGAAAGCAUGCAGCAGAAUGCAUUGCUGAUGCAGGCAGUGUCUUUCCUCUUCAUGUUGCAUUAACAGAAGGAUCACGCAUAAGGCAAAGAAAUGCAUCAUUUGGAAAUUUCAGCACGGUCUGCAUCUAUUAAGAAUAGAAAAUAUAGUGCCGUGUGUACAUUUGAUUAAAACUAGAUUUUUUUUUCCCCCUUGUAAUUGAUUUUGGCCAUUCCCCAAAUAUAAUCAUCCACAUGUUUUUUUUGAAGGAGGAGGGGAAAUGCCUCUGGAGAAAAGCGGUUGAGUUUAUCAAGCAAACCUCUUGACUAAAUUAAGCAUAUGAAAGUACAUACUGUGUCUUGUCUGGUUCUGGCUACUGAGAAGUUUUAUUUCGCAAUUGUCUCCACUGUGUGUACUGUGUGACUGACUCGUUAUUUCUUUAUCUCAGUGAACAACACUUCAGGAAUUUCGGAAAGCCUUAAAACUUCGUCAUAGUUACAAUGUACCAUGUUUACAGCUGCGGAUCAUGUUACAGGUAUCUGACCCCUCGUUAAGGGGGUUUAUUUACAAAUUCUCAUAUGCAAAAUCGCACUUUGUUUUCUCACAGGUGUUUUUAAAAUCCUAUUUCGGCUCACUAGUAUGAUGGCUUGCGCUGUUUCUAUGAGCAAACACUGUGGCGUUCUUUUGAUAAUGUAUAUCAAUAAUCAAUGGCUUAUAAAACUGCCUUUGUAAAAGUGCUUUAGAAGGUGUGGUAAAAAGAAAUGUGGUGGGAAUUUUUGAUUUGAAUUGGGUUUGUUUCGUUCUUUGCUUGUAUUUAGUUAUUGGUGCCAACAGUGCAUCGUUAUUGUAGGUUGUGUGUGGCUAGAAAUGUUUUUGCAACAUUUAUUUAGUGUUCCUGGACCAUAUGUUUUUUCUACAGUAACAUUUAAUGGCCGACUGCUAAUGUCUUCCUUUUAUAUCACAAAUCAAACAAAAGGCUUCAUUUAUUCAUUUUGCUGUAUGAACUUUGUGAUUGAGUUAACUAGAUGUGUACUCAUUGAAAUUAAUUGCAAUGCGAGGGAAUGUUUUUUCUACACACAUGUUUUUCUUUCCAACUGUAAAAUCUGUUUAUAGUUCUUGGUCGCUGCUGGCAGUAACCUCGAGCACAUGGACUCUGUAGACACUGUCAGAAAACAAACAAAAAAUUAUAUAUCACUAUUUCCAUAUGUAUUCUUUACCAAAUGAAUCUAUUUCUGUGUAUCUGUUUUUAUUAUUUUGCAGAUAUGCUGUAUCUCCACAGAUUAAUUUGUGGAUCUUAAAGCUAUAUCAACAAUAAGGGUUUACCUCAUUCACAAAGUGGGGCCUUGUCUGGCAACACUCAGGAUUAUCAAUAGAAAAGAUUCCCUCCAGACUUGAUUUGACUUAAACUUAUUGAGACUUUGGUUUGAACGUUCAUUUUUCCUCUUUCUUAUUAAUUGAGUGUUCACUGUUAGACCAAUGUUUUAUAGCGUAUGCUUUUCUGUUUCAAGCUGUUUAUUUAAUAUUGAGUGAUUUCUUCAUUUCUUUUAUUUUGUGUGUCAUACACAUCCAUAAACUGUCUCUCUUCUGGUAUAUCUGAACCUAUCAUCGAACCUCUUCUAGCUCCUCUGGGUACUCCAUCUUACUGGUCCCAAUUGCACAUUCAUUUUCUUGGCCGAUUUGUUGCAUUAGCUGCGUCUUUUAUAAGCAGGUGAAUUAUCGAGCUGUAGCAGGUUUACUCAAGGUACUUAUUUGUAAAUGACAGGUUGAUUUUGUUUCUUUAAACCUGCUUGAUGUUGAAGAAAUAUCAGUGAUAUUCUGAAGUUCAAAGUUUAAUCGAGGCUAAAAGGGCUCCAUCUAAGUACUUCAUUAAUGUUACUCUGUAUCAUUAAUGCAUCAAUUGAUAAUGUUAAAAUCUCAUCUUCAUUGACUGGUCUUUUAUUUUCAUUUUCCCAACUGUUAUUUUCUUUAUACACAAUUUCAGAUAUGCACAUUGUACAGAAUGCUUUUUUAAAAUUGAAGCCCUAAUAUUUACAUUAAAAGAAAAAAUAUUUGAAUUCUCUUAUCAAAGCUUUAGUUCUCUUCCAUACGAGGAACUGUGGAACUUAGUCCUGAAACAUGCCGUCUGGAUGUGAAUAUCCGGGUGUCUUACAUUUCGAGGAUUGCAGUGUCAAUAUUUCCGGUGCUGCACCGAUGUACAAGCAUGGCUUUCCUUUGUUUAUGCUGAUUAAUUUAUUACAUCGUCAUUUGUGUGGUUAAAUUAAUUGUUUUCAUAACUAAUUUUCGUGAACUAUUUUUAAAUGGUUCCUUUUGUUUGCUUGGAAUUAAACUACCAAUGCUUUUUCCUUUUUUUUUUAAAUAAACUUAUGUUGAGUAUUUGGGGCUUAUUUAUUUAGAAAUUGUUUCAUUUGGGAUUAAAGGUUGGGUAUGGGAUUUGCGAAACGUCAUCAGAUUUUGAAAAGACACAACUCAAAUGGUCCUACCCCCUCCUUCAACGCUGAUUCUGACUCCACCCAUUCCAAGUACAUGGACGCGCAAUCAUGCACGAGCGAACACAGAUGCGCGAGAGCGAGCCAUUAGCUAGUUAGCUAGCUCCAGUAGCUACCGCAGGAUAAAAACAAACAGAAGCUUGCUCUGGGUCACGAGCUUUGAGUCCGUGCACGAAGGGGUCGCGCGGGGGGAGGGGGAGUGCAGUACGACAGUAAGUUGAUUGACGUACUUACUGUCCAAUGCCACUCGGUGGGUCUGGAAAUCAUUGGCUGGAGUUUUUCGAGCCCUGCCCGUUCCACAGAUGAUUGACUUGUUUAAUUUUCAUGUCAGUACUUCUAACUCAGUGGCUGUAAGUGGGUUAUGAUAAGGAUUUCAAGUAAUUUUGCAAAAAUGGCCAAAAAAGAGAAUUUCAUUCCCAAUCUUUAAGGGACAAUGUUGACCCCCAUAAGACACAUCAGAUAAGCAAAGCAAAAAUAAACCUGGACAACUCAGCCAUACUUCAGAACAGAGAAUUUACAGGUUUUUGUGUGUAAAUUACAGACAUGUGAUGGCACUUGAUCGAACUAUGGAUUCGUUAAGAUAUCCAUUCUCGUCAGGGGAUAAAAGUUCAUCCCUGUUGCCACUGGGGGACAGUUUGUGCCCCUCCCUCUGUGCAUUGGCAGUUGCUGCUGGUUUAUCUGUCAGCUGCCAGGGCCCCGCCCUGUGCUAAUCGCGUCCCCUCUCCCAGUACGUAACCACGGCCUCAUCGUCCCAGAUGGGGGAGGUCCCGGUGUCGCUAAUGUAGCCCGGCUGGCCUGUGUAGUGACUGGGGAAGAGCAGCAGGGAGUCCGCGGAGAAGGCCUUCUGGUCCGCCGCUCAAAAUGUCGCAGGUAGUAAAAAUAGAUGUCGAGUGACUAAAAGGCCCCUCUUUUAUUUUAUUAAUUCGUUUUUCAGUUGUGAUGUUGACUUUCAGCCGUUUCAAAAGCAUUGUUGUCACACUUAAGUAUGAGUUGUCAGAAGCACUGAUGGGUUAUGUAUGAAUUAGUGCAUUGACUUGGGGUACUGGUUGAACAUGAUGGGCAGGCACUUGUCGAUUAGGCAGCAUCUUCCUAGGAGGCUUGAGUCCAGAAGCUUGCUAGCCCCCUUCAAAGACAGGACGUAAUCCAGGGUCCAGUAGGAGUAGUCGGGGAGAACCAUGUCUCUGACCCUCGGUACUCAGGCUUCUCGCUCUUUCACUUGUAGCCACUUGCUACAAGUCCAUGUAGCUAGGCAUAAAUGGAGAGGAAGCACUUUUUUAAACAUUUUUUAUAAUAGCAUAUUAUAGUCUGGUUGAGCGGCCAUGAGGUUAGUAACGCUACUUCGUGGCUCCCCGACCCUGAUGCCGUAAAGCAGACUUUCAGAAGUUUAAAUGAUUUAAAAGUGAUGUGAUGUGAUUAAGGAGUCGAUAUGCCCAGACAGAAACGGAAAACCACCGUACAGGCAAAAAAACCGACCCCUCCGGCUGAGGAAAAUUCAGUCGACGAGACAGCUAGCGGCAGCCUUAUUGAGCCUGAUGAUUUGACCCGAUAGGUGGCAGGCAAGAUGGCUGAUUUAUAAAUUAUACUCCAGACACUGAGAGACUUUCGCCGGGAGAAUGGUGUCGCUCUCUGAGAAAUUGAGGAUUUUAAAACAACUAACGACGACUCAACGAGGUUGAAAAACUGAAUGUCCGAAUCAGAAGUAAGAAUGUAGGUUGUGGAAGUAGCAGGCAUUAGAGGUGCUGGAACUACAGGAAAAACUGGAGGCCAGGCUAAUAGAUCAAGAGGGACCGCCAAGACGGGAGAAUUUAAGAAUUCAUGGCAUAACGGGCCGAAAAUAAUUCCCCAACGAUUUUUGGAAAUGUUGAGAUAAAAGCUGGGAUUUCCCGCCUCCACCGAACUCGAGCUUGAACGAGCCCACAGUUCCCUGGGCUGAAGCCACCACUUUGAGUCCCUCCCUCGAUCUAUUGUGGUCAAAUUUUCCAGUUUCUAAACCAAAGAGGCAUAUUUAAAGUUGGCCUGGCAGAGGAAGGGGUUUAUCUAUCAGGAAAUGAUGACUACGCCCGGGAGGUCCUCAGGAAGCGACGCAUAUACACAGAGGCAACACGAGUUCUGAGGGUCAACAAACUGUGCUUUCAAACACCGUUCCCAGCCAAGCUGAGGGUAUUUCAUGAAGAGGAGACCUGCGUGUACAACUCAGCGGUGGACGCCACCGGGAGGUGAGGGCUCCCAGUACCAGUCUAGAAGCCGGCAGUGAGCUGGGCCGACAAGACCAUAGGUUGAUGUGGCAUACACCUUGGGCUGCAAGAGAAGAUGAACCUGGAGAAGCCUUGCGACAGGGAUACUAAAAUAAACUUGAGGCUUUAGAAGAGAUGAGUGUUAUUUACGGUUUAAUUGCUGGACGUUCACUACAACAAGGUAAUUUUUUUUUUUUACUUGACUUGACCCGG
Messenger RNA from Gadus chalcogrammus (walleye pollock), 7015 nucleotides. RefSeq lists its product as uncharacterized. NCBI's taxonomy places the organism in Eukaryota, Metazoa, Chordata, Actinopteri, Gadiformes, Gadidae. Bases 352 to 1098 code for a protein of 248 amino acids. Gene Ontology annotation, biological process: regulation of transcription by RNA polymerase II. The record is from RefSeq and is a predicted model, not a curated record. The transcript is spliced from 2 exons. Gene Ontology annotation, molecular function: RNA polymerase II cis-regulatory region sequence-specific DNA binding; DNA-binding transcription factor activity, RNA polymerase II-specific.